UUUCCGCUUCCGGCCAUUUCCGCUUCCGGCGCCGUGAGGCGGCGCGCGCCCGGCGCGGGUAACGGGAGGGUCCUGUCGCGACAGAAUCGCGAUCGGGGCCCCUCCCCAGCAAUGUCGGACACGUGGAGCUCGAUCCAGGCGCACAAGAAGCAGCUGGACUCGCUGCGGGAGCGGCUGCAGCGCCGCAGGAAGCAGGACCCGCUCGGGACCGGCGACCCCCGCCAUGACCUGGCCACGCCCCCCCGCACCGGCAGCCCCGCCCCCUCCGGCCCCGCCCCUUCCGGCCCCACCCCGGGGGGCGUGACCACGCUGGGCCCCGCCCCCCCCGGAGCCCCCUCCCCGCCCGGGGGUCCCGAGGGGGUCCCGGGGGAGCCCCCGGAGCCGGACCCGGCCCUGGAGCGGCGGCUGCUGCUGCACCUGUCCGACCUGGCCACGCCCCUGCCGGCCGACGCCCGCGCCAUCCGCGACGCCAUCGCGCAGGGCGACUCCCAGGUGACCCUGCAGGCCGUCGAGAGCCUCCUGCACAAGUUUGCGGCGCAGGAGCUGAUCGAGGUGCGCCGGGGGCUGCUCCAGGACGGCCCCACCUUGGUCACCUGCGCCGACCACUCCAAGCUGUCGGCCAUGACGGGCGUGGUCGCGGCGGGGCGCGGCCGGGCGGAGCCGGCGGGGGGGGACGAUGGGAGGGGCGGGGCCGGGGGGGGGGCGGGGCUGGCGGGGGAGGGGAAGGAGGCGAAGCGGUGCCGGCGGGCGGCGGCGUCGGACGUGGACCUGGAGAUCGAGAGUUUGCUGAGCCAGCAGAGCACCAAGGAGCAGCAGAGCAAGAAGGUGAGCCAGGAGAUCCUGGAGCUGCUCAACACCACGACGGCCAAGGAGCAGUCGAUCGUGGAGAAGUUCCGCUCGCGCGGCCGCGCGCAGGUGCAGGAGUUCUGCGACCACGGCACCAAGGAGGAAUGCGUCAAGGCCUCGGGCGCCGAGCGGCCCUGCCGCAAACUCCACUUCCGCCGCAUCAUCAACAAGCACACGGACGAGUCCCUGGGCGACUGCUCCUUCCUCAACACCUGUUUCCACAUGGACACCUGCAAGUACGUGCACUACGAGAUCGACACCUGCGCGGCCACGCCCCGCGCAGCCCCACCCGGGCGCGGCCCCGCGAGCGCUCCCCGCCCCGAGCUGCCGCGCGCCGCGCCCGACGCCGGCGCCGACCGACUCUUCCCGCCACAGUGGAUCUGCUGCGACAUCCGCUACCUGGACGUGUCCAUCCUGGGCAAGUUCGCGGUGGUGAUGGCCGACCCGCCCUGGGACAUCCACAUGGAGCUGCCCUACGGGACGCUGACGGACGAUGAGAUGCGGCGCCUCAACAUCCCCGUGCUGCAGGACGAGGGCUUCCUCUUCCUCUGGGUCACCGGCAGGGCCAUGGAGCUGGGCCGUGAAUGCCUCAACCUCUGGGGGUACGAGCGCGUGGACGAGAUCAUCUGGAAAACGAAUCAGCUGCAGCGAAUCAUCCACGGGCGCACGGGGCACUGGCUGAACCACGGCAAGGAGCACUGCCUGGUUGGGGUCAGGGGAAACCCCCAGGGCUUCAACCGGGGCCUGGACUGCGACGUCAUCGUGGCCGAGGUUCGCUCCACCAGCCACAAACCCGACGAGAUUUACGGGAUGAUCGAGCGCCUCUCCCCCGGCACGCGGAAAAUCGAACUCUUCGGGCGGCCCCACAACGUGCAGCCCAACUGGAUCACGCUGGGCAAUCAGCUGGACGGGAUUCACCUGCUGGACCCCGACGUGGUGGCGCAGUUCAAGCAGCACUAACCCUGAUGGAAUCAUCUCCAACCCAAAAACCUCUGACUUGGGGAAAAUUUGGGG
This is a messenger RNA of Catharus ustulatus (Swainson's thrush), 1860 nucleotides long. RefSeq names its product methyltransferase 3, N6-adenosine-methyltransferase complex catalytic subunit (gene METTL3). Gene Ontology annotation, molecular function: mRNA m(6)A methyltransferase activity; mRNA (2'-O-methyladenosine-N6-)-methyltransferase activity. The record is from RefSeq and is a predicted model, not a curated record. Gene Ontology annotation, cellular component: RNA N6-methyladenosine methyltransferase complex; nucleus. NCBI's taxonomy places the organism in Eukaryota, Metazoa, Chordata, Aves, Passeriformes, Turdidae.